Molecule: messenger RNA, 1059 nt
Organism: Cylindrotheca closterium
Lineage: Eukaryota; Bacillariophyta; Bacillariophyceae; Bacillariales; Bacillariaceae
Source: the annotation of a GenBank genome assembly
AUGAGGCUUGCCACUAGACCAGUCGCUCUAUGGUUUUCAGCAGCUACAACAGCAUCCGCUUUCCUACCAACGUCUCUAGGAUUGGUGCAUCCGAGCAUCGGAGUAGUAUCUCGUAGUCGAUUUGGAGCCUUGAAGCAAAAGACAUCGCUGCGUAUGUCAUCCUCCUCGACCAAUUCCAUGAAAGUGGCCUUGUGCCAAUUCCAUGUUACUUCCGACAAGGAAGCAAACCACAGUACAGCCAAGAGUUAUUUGGAGAAAGCCAAGGCUGGUGGAGCAGAUUUGGUCGUUCUUCCAGAGAUUUGGAACUCACCCUAUGCCACAGCAGCAUUUCCAGAAUAUGCCGAGACACUUCCUCAAGUUGGGGAUAAGGAGUCUGAAUCUUCCUCAACCAAGCUUUUGCUGGAUGCCGCCAAAGAACACAACGUAUGGAUUGUUGGUGGAAGCAUCCCUGAGGUCGUGAAGGAUGACAAUGGCGAGAACAAAAUCUACAACACUUGCCUCGUCCUCAAUCCAGAGGGUGAAGUGGUUGCUAAGCAUCGCAAGGUGCAUCUAUUUGACAUUGACGUCCCAGGAGGAAUCACCUUCUUUGAAUCCGAAACACUUUCGCCAGGGGAAGGGAUGACCCACUUCUCAACGCCAUUUGGAGAGAUUGGCCUUGGGAUCUGCUACGAUAUACGAUUCCCAGAAUAUGCUAUGCUUUUGAGACAAAAGUACAAUUGUGUGGCAUUGAUAUACCCUGGAGCAUUUAACUUGACAACCGGACCUGCCCACUGGGAGCUGUUACAAAGAGGAAGAGCUGUUGACAACCAAUGUUAUGUGAUGAUGGCAUCUCCCGCGCGAACGGAGGAUCCAAAGGACGAAAACGCAAAAUAUCCUCACUACACAGCUUGGGGUCACUCAACAGUUGUUUCACCUUGGGGCGAAGUGAUUUCCACAAUCGACGAAAAAGAAGGAAUUGUGUUUGCUGAUCUUGACUUGGCAAAGGUUGAAGAAAUGCGUGCUGGGAUUCCAAUUGAAAAUCAGAAACGCGAGGAUAUGUACAGCUUAAAAGAAUUGUAG